AUGGCGAACACGAUUUCCCUGCGCUUCCCAUUCAAGCUGGACGGAUACGAGCACAAGGCGGAGGUAAGCACCCCAGUGAUCAGGAAGGAGAACGUAGUCACUUUUUCGCUUCCCUUCAACGCAACUGUUUCCGUUGACUCGGAGAAGGCGUAUACCGUAUACUACAAGCGAGCAGAAGAAAGGAAGAAAUUUAUGUACGUGGUGACCAUAGAGUUCAAAAGCAUCAACGACGCAAUCUCGUUCUCUGGCACCCCCAUCGUGCAUCUAAGCCACCAAGAGCUCAUACUCCUCGAAAACAUAAACCGGCAGUUGGAGGAGGUUUCUGACCUUCUCGAAGCAUCUGGGAACUCCUGGAGGAAAAGAAGAAAGUGCUCCGAGCCAGACGAAGAGGGCUAUUUCACGGCGUAG
Nematocida major is the source of this 408-nucleotide messenger RNA. RefSeq lists its product as uncharacterized. The record is from RefSeq and is a predicted model, not a curated record. The transcript has a single exon. NCBI's taxonomy places the organism in Eukaryota, Fungi, Microsporidia. Bases 1 to 408 code for a protein of 135 amino acids.